Molecule: messenger RNA, 2051 nt
Organism: Electrophorus electricus (electric eel)
Lineage: Eukaryota; Metazoa; Chordata; Actinopteri; Gymnotiformes; Gymnotidae
Gene: fbxo32
Product: F-box protein 32
Biological process (GO): protein ubiquitination
Cellular component (GO): cytoplasm; nucleus; SCF ubiquitin ligase complex
Molecular function (GO): protein binding
Source: RefSeq, a predicted model, not a curated record
UGCGCAAUUUCAGAGUUAGGGCUGUUAAACAAGACGAAUUUCUAAAGAGCACGUCCGCUUAAAGAAUUCCAGACGUCCUUUCUCUUUUAAAGACUUGCGUGUUUUUCUUGCCGCAUAUUAUUUUAGGAAUUGAAAAUGCCGUUUCUUGGACAGGACUGGCGGUCACCUGGUCAAAGCUGGGUUAAAACUGAGGAUGGUUGGAAAAAAACGACAAGAGAUGAUGACGAGACAAAUAAUAAUGUUUCUGAACGAAAGAGUAAAGAAGAGGAUAAUUACAAAGAGAAUUUGCUCCUCUCCAUGAAUUAUGAUGUGGCUGCAAAGAAGCGUAAAAAAGAUUUGCUGAACAACAACACAAAAAUUCCUUAUUUCCACAAGGACAAGUGGAUUUACGUUCAUAAAGGGAGCACCAAAGAGCGCCAUGGUUAUUGCACCCUGGGAGAAGCUUUUAAUCGCUUGGACUUCUGCAGUGCCAUCAAGGACACCAGACGAUUUAAUUAUAUUGUGAAGCUGCUGGAGCUGAUUGCCAAGUCCCAGCUACCCUCCCUGAGCGGUGUGGCGCAGAAGAACUACAUGAACAUUCUGGAAAGAGUCGUGCAGAAAGUCUUGGAGGAUCAACAGAACGUGAGGCCCAUUAAGGAGCUGCUGCAGACCCUGUACGUCUCGCUGUGCAGCCUGGUGCAGGACAUGGGCAAGUCGGUGCUGGUGGGAAACAUAAACAUCUGGGUACACCGCAUGGAAAACAUCCUGCGGUGGCAGCAGCAGCUGGACAACAUUCAGAUUAACAGGCCAACAAACACUGGGAUGACGUUCCUGGACCUGCCAGCGAGUCUGCAGCUGAAUAUUAUGCACCGGCUGUCAGAUGGGCGGGACCUGGUCAGUCUGGGCCAGGUGUGUCCUGACCUCGGUGUACUGGCUGAAGACCGGCUACUAUGGAAGAAUCUCUGCCAGUACCACUUUACAGACCGACAGAUUCGCAAACGUCUAAUGGUAUCAGAUAAGGGGCACCUGGAAUGGAAAAAGAUGUACUUCAAACUGUGCCGGUGCUACCCUCACAGAGAGCAGUACAGUGACACCCUGCAGUUCUGCACCCACUGCCACAUCCUGUUCUGGAAGGAUACAAACCACCCCUGCACAGCGAACAACCCAGAGAGCUAUAGCCUUUCCAUGUCCCCGCAAGGUUUCAUCAACCUCUUCAAGUUCUGAUGGGACAUCGUUUGCUUUCACUGUAUGUACAUAGUGUAUAUAAUAUCAAAAGUGCAAUAGGUUCCUUGAUGGUUUGAGACAGGUUCAGGGAUGCAUGUCAGGGUGGGAUAUUCCAUUAUGUUGUAAAGAAUUUUGGAAGUUUGGGGGGGGGAGAAUGGGAUUAUGAAUGUGAAAGAAAAUAAGGAUAUGAUUUGGGAGAGUCAGAAUGUAAAUUUAAUUUGUUGUAGGUAAAGUGCAUUAAAUGUAUUUUGUGGGCCUGAGCAUAUUUUCCUUGAAGUAAACAUACUUUGCCUCGUGUGAGCAACUUGCAUUAAAAGUUGCCCUUAUGAUGUAAAGACGUCCUGAUGAUUCUCAACUACAGAUAGCAAUGUACGAGAUUCUGUUGGACUGUUACACGUUUGCUUUUCUGAAAACAUGGGGAGUAGGUGUGUUUACCAAAGCUGUCAUGAUGCAGUGCAAUACUUUUCUAAGUACUUUUUUUCCACUUUUUAUACAUUUGAUAUUUUCAGAGUUUGUUUUAAGUAUACAUGUUGGAGUAACUACAAUAAGAAUAAAUACUUGAUUAUAACCUGCUCUACCACUAAAGUGUACUCGUGUUUAAAGUGCCUUAAUCUCACUGAUCAAAUAGCAGUGUAAAAAGUGCACAUGACAAUGAUGUCAUUUACUAGUAGCCUGCUAGAACGUGUUAGCACUUCAUUGCAACAUAGUAUGUGGUGUGAAUUUUCACAUUUUCUGAAUACUUUAAUGACCAUAUGCAUGUUAUGAAUUUGAUACCAAAGAGGUUUGUAACUUUCUUGGCUUAGUGUGUUAUUCUGACCAGGAGAAUAAAAUACUUUUGUUGUACACUG